Prorocentrum cordatum is the source of this 1010-nucleotide messenger RNA. The record is from the annotation of a GenBank genome assembly. NCBI's taxonomy places the organism in Eukaryota, Dinophyceae, Prorocentrales, Prorocentraceae.
AUGUCCGCUUGUAGAUUUUCAGGUAUCGCGGAGUACGAGCUCGACUGCGUUUCUGCGGGCCGCUGUCACGCGCCAAUGAACGCGGAGGAGUCGGAGAGAAACGCGGUGCGCCGCAUCGAGGAGGUGGAGCGGCGGGUGUUCCGGAGCCAAGCGGAAGAGCACGAGGCAUUGCAGCGCUUCCUCUCCGGCUGGAACGCGGCCCUGGAUGCCCGUUUCGAGCGGCUCAGCACACACGGCCAAGCCGCCCUGGAGCGCUACAUCCGCGACGAGCAGAGCCGCGUGACGGCGCAGGUGCGCCGGUGCGUAGAGGAGGCGCAGCAGGCGUCCAGCGAGGUGCACAAGCACGUCCAGCAGAUGGCCAGCACCGUUCAGCAGGCCUGCUUCGCCCGCGUAGACAGCAUCGCCGACGAGGUGCGCACGGCCUCGCAGGAGGCGUCGAGGGCCACGUUUCGGUCCUUGCAGGACCAGAUCCAGGCCCUGGAGCAGCGCUUGGCCGCCCGCGCCGCGGAAGCGCAGGCCACUGCAUGGAGCGCGGGCGAGGAGGCGCGGAGCGCGGCCGAGGCCCUGAAUGCCCGCCUCGACCGCAUGGAGGGGAGUUCCGCCACGUUCAGCGGAGAGGUCGAGGCAGUCAGGGCGCGUCUUGAGCGCCUUGAGGGGGGCUCCAGCGGGCUGGCUGAGGAGCUCGAGGCGCUCGUCGCCCGGCAGCAGGAGCUCGCGGAGCACCAGGCGCAGGCCCAUGCCGAGUACAAAGAGCACGCCGACAAGAUCGUGCUCACGGCCUCUCUGCGGUUUCGCAGGCCAUUCCGGCACGAUGGCUUCUUGGACCAAUUCGUUUCCCCCCCGUUUAGGCAACGGCGGCUAUGGUAAGCGGCAUGUUAUGCGUGCCAGAACGCUCAGCGAUUUGGGCGCCGCACGCCUGGAAUCGUAUGUGCAGUGCUGGAUGUGCAUGGAAAGAGUUCGACGGGAUAUGCAGGCAGACGAGAAGACACGGGACAGCCCCUCGAGAAGGG